AUGGCAGGCUGUGGCUGUCUGGGGCUGGGGCUCUUCUGCUGGGCCCUGCUGGCUGUCCCUGUGGGCCCCCAGCUUGCUUCUCCUGUCCCUCUCACCACCUUGGGCCCCCCACCUCAGAGUGAGGCCUCGAUGCUGUCACUCAACUUGGGACUUAACUUCAAAUUCCACCUUCGGGGACCUGCUGCUGCCUGGGGGAGCCCUGUCACAGAGACCCAGCGGCUGUCCCCGGGGCUGGGCCGGGAGCCAGAGGAAGAGGUGGCCAGUGGGCUGAGGACGGACCCUCUUUGGGAACUGCUGGUGGGCUCCCUCGGGAACUCUCCCCCUGAAUGGGGUUCGGCUGAAGGCAGCUCUGUGCCCUGGGCUUCCUCCCUGCCGCUGGCAUCCACGUCCCCCCUCUCUGGGCCCACAACUCAGCCCACGGCUCCCUAUCAGCCUCGGAUGGGCACUGUGACCUGGGGCACUGCCCUGACAGCCACGGGGCCUCCAUUCAGUGCCCCCAGGCCUCACCAGAGCGAGCUGGAGCUGAAGUUGGGCGUGGCACUGAGAGCGGGUGCAGCCCCCACACUCGGCCACCGAACGCUGCCCCUGCUGCCCAGCCUGCGGGCCAGCCUGGCCGAGAUUGCUGGGCGUCUGGGCCCCUUUGGGUUCUUUGGCACUACUCUGACACCACUCCUGAACUUCUCAGGCCCGAGCCCCCGGGGCACAACUUUACCACCAAGCUCUGUCUCCGGAGUUUCAGAAUCUCCAGGGUUCUUUGGUACCACUCCGUCCCCAUCCCCGUCCCCAAACCCCUUGGAGAGGAAGCUGUCAAGGCCACGUCUGCUGGACCCUGCUGCUUCCCUGAGCUCUGCUGUAAUUGCAACAGAAUCGCUAGACCCCAAAGUCCUCACCUCUGGCCCAGAUGACCCCUCUCCUGCCAGCCCAGGGAACCCUUCUAUGCGGCCAGAAUGUGGGCUGGAGUCCUGUGGCGUUGGCAUCAGAGAACUGCCUGACCUGGGUGGGCAGCCCCCUGCGGCGCCGCUGCCCCUCUUCUUCCUGACCCUGGAGGCUGACUGGGCAGAAGCCAGGGCUCGCUGGGGGCUGGCCUGGGAGGCCCACGUGUACGGUGUGGGUGCGCUCUUCGGCCUGGUGGCCCUGCUGGCGUUGUUGGCUCUGGUUCUCUUGCCCUGGCGCUGCCCGCCAGGCGCACCCUGCCUGGCACUCCUCGACCUGCUCCUGCUCUCGGCGGGGACCACGCGGGCCUUCCCUCUCUUCUACGACGCCUACGGGCACCGCGCCCGGCUGCCGGCGCUCGCCUGGCUGCUCCUGCAGGACCUCCCGCUGCCCUGCCUGGCCGCGGGUCUGGGGCUGGCCUGCCUGCUCAUGGCCCGGCCGCGCCCGCCGCGGUGCCCUGGCGGCCUGGCCGCGCUGCUGCUCAUGGGGCUGGGACUGGCCGUCGCCGCCGCGCUGGGGAGCGCCGCGCACCGCCCGCUAAGGCCCCUGAGGCUCGCCGCCCGCGGCCUGCAUGCCUUCCUGGCCGCCCUGCUCUCGGGGCUCCUGCUGGCGCUCUCCUGCUGGCGGGGCCGGCGGCGGCGGGCUGGGGCGCCCCUGGGAGGAUCCGGCUUCAAGGGCGCCACUCCGCUCCGACAGGCGCGCAGCCCUUUCGCCCCUCGGGAGUCGUGGCGGCGCGCAGCGCGCACAGCGCCGGUGGCAGGCACCUUCGGACUGUUGAGCGGAGCCCUGCAGGGCUACGAGGUGCUGCACGCCCUGGGCUACGGCGGCCAGCCGGGUUUGGAGGGGCCGUGGCCCUGGUGGGCCUUCCAGCUGGGCUUGCGCCUCGGCGAGGUGGGCGUCGCGCUGCCCUUGGCGCUGCUGGGCCUGUACCCCGCGCUCUGCAACCCCCGCGUGCCUCCGCGCUGCUGGGCCAAGCUCUUCCGUCUGUCCCCGGGCCACGCGGCUCCGCUGCUGCCCGGGGGCUGGGGCACCGGGCUCCGGGAGAAGGAGCCCCCGGCCAGAACCGUAGCCCGAGGCGAGGCAGAGCUGCUGCAGCUGUGCGCUCUAGCGAGCCCGGGUCCCGACCUUCUCCUCCAGGGAGGCGGCUGCAAGGGCUUCGAGGGCGAGGCCGCGCUUCCGGCCUCUUCGCCCGCCUCCUCCCCCUGCAGCGAUUGCACUGUGGACUUCCGGCCGCCCUCCCCGAUCAACCUGCGGCGCAGCAUCGAGGAGGCGCUCUGCAGCGAGACUCUGCUGGCUCCCAGCCUCUUCCAAGGCCCUGCCUUCGGGGAAGCCUUGCCUGGACUCGGCCUCUAUCGCACCAUCUCGCUGGGAACCAAGACAGGGACCGCGUCCAGUGAAAGGCCGGAGGAGGCCCCUGGGUCCCCCGCGUCCCCAGAGCCGCCCUCCCCCGGGGCCUGGCCCGCGGGCAGCAGUGCCUCUUCCGGCUCCCUGUAUGGACUCUCGCGGGACAGCUCGUCCAUGCUGCUCUGCUCCAGCCCGGACAGGCCCCCGCGCUGUCCGCUGGUCUGCGUCCUCAGCCCCUCGCGGCCCUUGGCAAGCAGCCCCAGUCUCCCGGCCUCAGGGUCUUACCAUGCCCUCACCCCCCCGUCCCGCGACUCCCCGGAGCCUGCUCCUGGGCUGCGGGCUGAGGAGGCCUUACUGCAGGAGCAAUUCCUGGACGCCUGCCGCCAGAUUGACGAGCUGAGCGUGGGAAGCGACACGGUAGACCUGUGA
Molecule: messenger RNA, 2706 nt
Organism: Orycteropus afer afer
Lineage: Eukaryota; Metazoa; Chordata; Mammalia; Tubulidentata; Orycteropodidae
Gene: PRRT4
Product: proline rich transmembrane protein 4
Exons: 4
Coding region: 1-2706 (901 amino acids)
Source: RefSeq, a predicted model, not a curated record